CGUUGUCACCAUGGCCCAGUUUGAGGAGGUUCUGGACGGAGUGCGACUGGCUCUGACCUGCUCUUCUCCUGCUGAGAUCCAGGCUCUGCUGGAGGGACUGGUGGAGGAGCAGAUCAUUUCAGAAGCCUACAGCAACAGCUUGAGGCAGCAUCGACUGACCGAGAGGAUCACCUCUGGGUGUAUUCAUGACCGACUGGCACGCAAACCGGGGUUUGACCAAGGAUCCACCACUCACCAGUGUUAUCUCAGCCAGAAGGAAUGUGGGUCCCCAGGGUCUAGAGAAUCUACCACCACUGACCACAUCAAGACCAGUUUGGAGUCUGCGUUAUCAGUGGAUGAACAUAACAGUGCCAAGUCUCGGCUACUGUAUGAUGAUCAAGUUAUUCAUGAAAAUGUUCCCAAAUGUAUCCAAGAGUUGAGGGGGGGACAAGCAGCGGAUGAGCACUACCUUGAUGACAGGAUCACGUCUAGACCAAUAUGUUAUGAUGAAAUGAUGGAACUGCUGAGAAGUGCAGAAUCUCAACAGGAACUAGUAAGUGAUUAUGAAAGAUUUGAUGAGGGGAAUUCUGAGGAUAAGAAGGUGUGGUUAGAAGAGAUAGAGGAGGCGGCUAGGAGGAUCGCUGUUCCUCUGUGGCAGCACUGGGACAGAGGACAGAAGAUGUUGCUGCCACUGGUUACAACAAGUGACAAGGCAACGACACACAGUGAAGCACAAUGCCCUGUUCUGAAUAUGGAGGAGGAAACAGAGAUUGCAGCUGCUUGCAGGACACUGGACUUUUACACUGACCACUUUAAGGAGAUCAUAGAGACAAACUUCACAUUGGACACAGAAAGAGACACACCAAAAAGUCUCUGUUUCUCUACAUACAACAGUGUGAUAACUACUGGGCCGAAGACAGAUCAUUUUAGUGCCUCUGGCGCAGCAGAAAGCGGCUCACCUGUUGUAACCUGUGCAGCAACAGACACAAACGACAACAUGCUGGCGGGCCAGUUCUGCUGGGUAGCUGACAGGACCACAGACACAAUGGAUGAUCUGCUUUUUUUUGCUGCGGACACACAAUGUGGCACCGAUACUGGGUUUACAGAAGACAUUGAAGAUUUACAGUCUCCUUGUACGCCAACAGACACUUAUACUGUUGCACAAGACAGCUCGUUUUACUCAACCACACACAGUAGCAUGACAUUAGGUGUCAAAGACAGCUUAGAAAAUGUUUCCUGGACUGGCUGUGGUCCAACAACCCGCAGCACUGAUGACAGAACAGAGUUCCAUGAGGAUGAGGAGAGAGUGGAUCCACUCUUGGGUGUCAAGAUGCAGGACAUGGACCAGGACCCAUUUCUACCUGGAUCUCUACCAGAUUUAGAAAAGUUCCUGAAUGAUGAUCAAUUACUGAACGAUUACCUAGAUUUGUGGAGCAAUGAGGAUUUGUUGAGCAACGAGCAUUUCGACAGCUUCAUUCCUCCUUUGGAACCUUCAGUUGAUAUUUUCAAGACAGUAGAGCCGCCAAGCCUACUCAGCCAGCCGCCGACAAAGAAUGCCAACCUGACAGGCAAAAAAAGGGGGAAACGACAUAAAGGUUCCUGGCCCGGCAAUAAGACCACGCCAUCCAGACCAAAAAAGCACAAAGCAGCAGAGCCAACAAAAAGCAAAAAGGCACAGGCUGAGCCAGCUGUCACUCCCACUUGUGCAGACACUGACACUGGAUCAGAGCUGAGUCCACCACAGACAGUGGGCCUCUCCACCACUCCACCAAAAAUCCUACAGCUCCAGUUUAUCACCAUCCCAGACACUCCAGGAUAUCAGGUCGUUCAAACACUAAGGCUCUCUCCACCGGUUACAGCUGCUGGUGCUACAUACAUAUUAGUUCCUGCUGCUUCACCACCCUACAAACACCAAAUGCCACCGCUCUCCCCAUUGAACGGUGCGGUAGCACCAAUCCAGAUGAGUUCAUCCCCAUCAGGAUCUUUAUCAGAAACUGCUAACAAAGCCAUGUCUCCCACUGGUACCUCACCACUCUCCCCCAGUGAUGAACUGUCUCUAUGUAAAGAACCACAGCUUCCCCAGUCUCCUGCUGUCCUUGAUAUUCCACAGGUUGUAAAGGACUACAUUCGGGAAGCCAGAACCCACAUGAGUCAGACCUGCCAGGAUAUUGGGGAGGGCCAUAGUUUGACUUCUCAUUAUGUUGAUAUGCAAGUGAGUCAGAGAGAGAUUCAUCGCUCUGGAAAAAACACAAAUAAAUGCGCGGACAAGGAGCUGGUCUUCAUAGGAAAUACAAAUCGGCAAAAAGGCUCGUUGGGGCAGAUCUUUGAAGGCUCAAAAGGAGACAAACCCAUAUUGCUACUUGGCAAUGCAGGCAUGGGAAAAACCACCCUGAUCAGGAAGCUGUGUUUUGAUUGGUCCAGAGACAGCAUCCCACAGUUUGACUUUGUCUUCGUAUUAGACAGCAAAGCACUCACUUUAACGGAGUCGACCUACAGCCUUCAGACUCUCCUUUUAAACCUUUCCUCGUUUGCACCUUCCUGCACAGACCCUGAUGCAGUGUACGCUCAAAUUCUUGCGGCCCCUAAGCGUGUGCUCAUCAUUUUUGAUGGGUUUGACGGGUUGCGGGACUAUGAAAUCCUGCUCCAGACUCAAGAAAAGGACUUGAUUACUUCAUUUCAGAAAGACAGUAAAGCCCAGAACUACACAGUGAAACGUUUAUACUCUGCCAUCCUUCAGAAGGUCCUCCUCCCUGGCUGCACUCUUCUGCUCUCUACGCGGCCAAGAGGUGCUGCCAGCCAGCUACUGCGGCGAGUGGACAGCUUUCUGGAGGUCUGUGGAUUCACCCCCACAGAUGUAGAGACAUACAUGUCCCAGUACUUCACUGAUCCUGCCCUCAGAUCAUCUGCACUGGACCGCUUAAAAAGCUGUAGCUAUCUUCAUCUGCUUUGCUGGAAUCCCAGUCUUUGUCGACUGGUGUGCUUGGUUUUAGAACAGACUAAAAGUUUGGUGGCCCUACCAAGAACUUUAACUGGGCUCUGUCAUCAAGUACUUCGUCUGAAAAUGGAACUAGACAGGAACAGCACCAACUCACCGGCUGAAGCUCAAGCACAAAUAUCCCUGCAAUCUGUAGAAGAAACCCAGACACAAAUCUCAAGUAAUACUCAAAGGAAGAGGCGCUACAGUAAGACUCAGACAAAGUCCAGAGUGCAGGUUCGCUCUCGCCCCCAAAGCACAAGGAGGGCGAAAUGGCAGAAGAAGGAGGAAAUUGAAGUGGACGGAGAGGAGAUGGAGAGUGUUGAAAGGGAGGCCGACAGAACAGAACAGACAGAGUUGCUGAUCCAGCUCAGCUCUUUGGCCUGGGAUGGGGUCAAAGCCAGCUCCUCCAUACUUACCACAGUUGUAUCUGCCAAACUCAAGGCGUUUGGCCUCAGGACAGGGUUCUUCCUUUCUCACCCCCUAAAAACAAAGCCAGUUGUCUCAAGCGGUGAGGAGGAGGGAGGAGAAAGGGAGGACAAAGAGGAAAUAGGAGAACAAAAGAAAAAAGAAGGGAGGGGAAAGAGAUGGAGGACAGACAUCGAAAAUGCCGACAGCAGUGAUGACCGAAUCAUGUUGUGGGCCAACCCUUUCCUUCAGAGUUACCUGGCAGGGGUCCAUCUGGCUUUGUCAAGGACUGUAUCAGAACGCAGCUUCCUUCAGACCCUCCUGUUCCAGUCAGGCCAGAAGGGACGCCGGCGACCUCAAAGAGAGGAACUCGAACUCACUCAAAGAUUUGCAAUCGGCCUACUGUUCCACACCAGAACAGAGCUGCAGGGACUUCACUUAUACCCAGAGACAGCCUUUAGAGAUAUGGUCAGGAGCAAGCAGGCUUUAGUAACAAAACACCUUGAAGGUCUUUCCCAUGGUGACUUGAGCUCUGCCCAGGUCCUGGAGGCAUGCCACUAUGUUUACGAGACAAGUUUCAUUCAUGGCAACGGUAGUAGAGACAGUGGUGGCACACGACUGCUCACUCACCUGGCAUCGAAUCUUCCAGAAGUGCUGACAUUUCAUGGAGUUUCGCUCAACCCGCCAGAUGUGUUCAUAGUGCAGAAUGUUCUCAGCAGGGGUGGAACUGAAGGCAGAAGUUUCUGUUUAGACGUGGAGGAUUCUGGGAUAAAUGUUUCUGGACUCCAAGCUCUAGUGGGACUCAGCAACAUCAACACAUACAGGGCUUGCAUUGCCGAUGUCAUCACCCUGUGGGAGCAGCUGGAGCAGAGUGGUGAGGAGGGGCUCCUACAAGGGGCAGUGUCCAAACUCAAGAUCGACCCUCUGAAAGCAACACAGGUGUGUCACAUAGAGCACCUGGCAAAGCUGGUGAACAUACAUACGCACAGGAGGCUGUCAGACAGUUCCAGCCAAUCAAAUUCCAUCCUGGCAGAGGGAAUACCAGCUGUCAAAGAGCUAUAUAAGCUGCAAGUUGAGCUUGGUCCAGAGAAAGGUCCCCUAGGUCUUCCCAAGCUGUGGGAGCUCCUGCCAGGUUUACAGAACCUAAGGCACUUAGAUCUAGAGAACAGUGAGAUUAGGGACAAAGGAGCAGAGCAACUGGCUGAUGCUUUGGUCUCACUUUGUUCCCUGGAAGAACUCAAUCUGUCAGACAAUUGUAUCGGUGACUGUGGGGUGAAGAAACUCACAACCACAUUGAGGGAUUUGCCUAAACUGCGCUGUUUAAGUCUCUUCAGAAAUGUGAUUUCUGACGAAGGGGCAGAGAGUUUAGCAGCUGUCCUCCCACACAUGGAUGCUCUCACUGACCUGGAUCUAUUAUUCAACAAGCUGACAGAUGUUGGAGCACAAAGUCUUGGAGACAGCCUGAGAAACUGUCAUAAAAUUAAGACUCUAAGGAUGUGGAACGAGCGUAUGUCCUGUAGAGUGAUUGAGAGACUUCAGCAUCAGGACAACCGGAUCUGUUGUCACUAGAACAAUGUGGAACCUCUGUACUACAAGGCUAUAAACGUACUAUCAUGCAUGACAUGCAUUCAUGUUGACACUACACAGUCCAUUUUUUAAAGCAUGUUUGUUUGAUAGACUGCAACAGGAACAUGAGGUGAGCAUGAGAGAGGGGAAGUGCACUAAAAGGAACCAAACCUGGAGGGUUAUUUGCUGCUUUAACAGUUUACCAAAUUCUUUUCUCAGAUUAAUUUCAGUGCUACUGUACAAGAAAACUAUGAAUCCUUCACCACCACAUGGUAUACACAGUAGUAAAUGAUUGGUGAUGCUUGGCACAAACUGUAGAUGCACAUUUGCACUAUGAUCAUUUUUAUAUUGUUUUUACAGAAGUGUAUGUUGGUUUGUAUCAGUUAAAACCUUUUUUUCUGUCUGAUGCCAUUGUCCCAAUGGCAUCCCACUAUACUUCUUUGUUUUUGUGUUUGUAUUUUUGGUUUUGUACAUUUGUGGCUUUCUCCAGACAUCUUAAUGUACAGUAUGUUAAAUAAAAUGUUUCACAU
Messenger RNA from Monopterus albus (swamp eel), 5457 nucleotides. It is a transcript of the gene ciita, whose product is annotated as class II, major histocompatibility complex, transactivator. The record is from RefSeq and is a predicted model, not a curated record. Lineage: Eukaryota; Metazoa; Chordata; Actinopteri; Synbranchiformes; Synbranchidae. Gene Ontology annotation, biological process: positive regulation of transcription by RNA polymerase II; positive regulation of MHC class I biosynthetic process; positive regulation of MHC class II biosynthetic process. Gene Ontology annotation, molecular function: protein binding. Bases 11 to 4930 code for a protein of 1639 amino acids. The transcript has 23 exons.